AAAAAAAGAAAAAGAAACGAAAUGAAAUGUGUGCAUUGAAAGUUUAUAAAAUUUUAGUCGCGCUUUUGGAUUCAACCGAUGAGGACAUAGAGUAAAAUAAAGAAUUAAGAGAUGUGAAUUGAUAGAAAAGAGGAGCUGUAAAAUAAAAGCUUUAAUUGAAUCUAACAAGUUCAAAUUGUGUGAAAGCUUGGUUGUAUUUUUCGGCAUAUCCUACACAAAUUAAAUAAUAAAAAAUUUGCAAUUGCGUUUCAAUGUUAUGUCGGGACUAUAUAAAGUCGUGAAGCGUGCGAGAGAGUUUAAUAAACUUGAAUGAGUAGUACGAUUCAAUGUAAACAUUUCAUUAGACUAACGAAUUUAAUAUUAAACAAACAGUGCUAUACUCUAGCUAUGAGGAAAAAGGGAAACACGAGAUAGAGAAAAAAAAUAAUAACUUUUCUUUUCUUCCUUUUUUCGAUACAGUGAAAAAAAAAUAGAAUAUUAUAGACUAAACUUGGAAAAUUAUGUAUACACAUAUUCACAAUUGAUUGACGGCUCUUAUAAUAGCCAUUGAAUAUUGAGGGACAUUUUGUGAACUGUAAUUAUAAUAAGACACAUAAGAUACAUUGUUUGUUCUGUGUUAAUGGAUGUAUUAUGACUUAAAGGAUCCAAAACAAAAAACUUUUAAUAAGUCACAAGUCAAUCAACAAACCAGGAUACAGAUUGAUGAAUAAGCAGCGAAAAGAUUAACUGUUCAUAAUUAAAAUAACUUUAUCCAAUGAAUUGUUGCAAUAUAAAAGUGCUUGUGCUAUAUACUUGAAUGGCUUUAAAUUGUAAUUGAAUUAUAAGUGGAACAUUGAUUAACGCAACAGCAGUUAAAUUUUAUUAUUAUCAGAUUUCUUGUGAUUUCAUAAUAAAAACAAGUAUAAAGAAAGUUUCUUUUCUUUCUCUUGCAUUAACUAAAUAAUAAUAAAAAGUACAUACGUGAAUCUCACUUGAGGCGCGAAAUCUUAAUCAUCGCUCGAGGAUUUCACAAUUAAGAAAACAACAAUAAUCAAAGAAGUAAACGAAAAAGUUAAAAUAACAGAAACAAAAUGUUGAAAAAGGAGAAACCGAUGAUGACUGUUGCUGCCAUAAUUGAGCAAGCACAGAAUCGAUGGAUGGAUCAUCCGCUAGUUUACAACAGUCGAAGUUUGCAGUUUCAAGGAUCAUACUGCAUAGAUUCAUCAUUAUUAGGACAUAUGGGUCCUUUAUCUCCGCCAGAUCUUAAACCAGACAUUUCACUUUUGAAUUGCAAUAAUAAUAAUAAUAACACAAAUAAUAAUAAUAGUAACAGUAGUCAUAAUAACUUAAAUCAUCACAAUACAUCACCCAUACCAGUUCUUGGUGCGAAUACCUUCUCGCCGAUACAAUCUCUCAACAAUAAUGGACCGAGUAGUCCGCUCAGUUCCAUCGGCAAUGGGAGUGGUUCAAUAUGUACAUUCAAUCAGAUCAAACUUCAGUCACCGUCUCCUUCAAACGCAUCAUCCUCAUCAACACUCAGUGGACCUCUAACAACAACACCUCCAGCAACAAAUGCAAAUAAUAUUCUGGGAAUGGGCAAUGGCAAUGGUGGAUCAGCUAAUGGAAAACAAAGUCAGUAUCCGCCAAAUCAUCCGUUAAGUGGAUCUAAACAUCUCUGUUCUAUCUGUGGUGAUCGGGCUAGUGGCAAACAUUACGGGGUAUACAGUUGUGAGGGAUGUAAAGGAUUCUUCAAACGCACAGUACGUAAAGAUCUGUCAUAUGCAUGUCGAGAGGAGAGGAACUGUGUGAUUGAUAAGAAGCAAAGGAACCGUUGUCAAUAUUGUCGUUACCAGAAAUGUCUUAAUUGUGGGAUGAAGCGUGAAGCUGUACAGGAAGAGAGGCAGCGAGGAGGAAAAUCACAUAAGGGAGAUGAUAUGAGUAUAUCGUCAACACAAUCACUUGUAAAUAAUGGACCUGGACGUGACAUCACAGUGGAACGAUUGAUGGAAGCGGAUCAAAUGAGUGAAGCAAGGUGUGGUGAUAAGUCUAUUCAAUAUUUACGUGUAUCUGCGACAAACACAAUGAUUCCAUCUGAAUAUAGGGCGCCUGUUUCAGCGAUAUGUGCAAUGAUAAAUAAACAAGUUUUUCAACAUAUGGAUUUCUGUCGACGACUGCCUCAAUUCACGAAAUUACCUCUCAAUGAUCAGAUGUAUCUUCUGAAACAAAGUUUAAAUGAGUUGCUGAUACUUAAUAUAGCUUACACGAGUAUUCAAUAUGUUGAGCCUGAUCGACGGAACGCAGACGGAUCACUCGAGAGGCGGCAAAUUUCACAGCAAAUGUGUCUCACACGUAAUUAUACACUUGGUCGAAAUAUGGCAGUUCAAGCGGGUGUUGUGCAAAUAUUUGAUAGAAUCUUAUCGGAGUUAAGUGUUAAAAUGAAACGAUUGGAUUUAGAUGCUGCUGAGUUAUGUUUACUUAAAUCUAUAGUUAUCUUUAACCCAGAUGUACGAACACUCGAAGAUCGAAAAAGUAUUGAUUUACUUCGAUCAAGAAUCUACGCUUCACUGGAUGAUUAUUGUCGACAGAAACAUCCGAAUGAAGAUGGACGCUUCGCUCAACUGUUAUUGCGACUUCCCGCCCUCCGUUCCAUUAGUCUGAAGUGCUUAGAUCAUUUGUUUUAUUUCCAAUUGAUCGACGACAAGAAUGUUGAAAAUUCAGUUAUUGAGGAAUUCCAUAGACUUAAUUAAGAUGGUUAAGAUGGACAGCAAGCGAAGGGAGUAGAAACUCAUGUAUUUUAAUAUUGUGUACAUGUUUGAGGCAGCCAAUGAUGAAAUAUCGUGUAUAAUUUUUUUACGCUUACAAUGAUUCGUAUCGUUUAUUGCAAAUUUUUAUAAUUAAUUAUAUUAACUUUAAAUUUUCAAAAAAAAAACUAUCGAUAUUAAUUAGACAAAAAAAAAAUCAUUUAUUUUUAUUCUUCUUUGACUGCGGGCUUUAGUGUAAUUGGUUAAAUAAAGGAAAUUAUUGAUAAAUAUUUGAAGGAUAUUUGAAUGAUGAGAGGCGAAAAAUUGACUUUUUCCAUCCUCUAAACUUUAGUAAAUGAUUGAGACUGGACCCUUUUUUGUUUUUACAUAUAUGUAUAUUUUUAGCUCUUGAUCUUAACUUAUUAUUUUAUAAAUUUUUCCUUCUCUUAACGAUGAAAAUAUCGAGGAGGGAUUCAACUUGAUUUUUUUGGUAAUAAUGCUUACUUACGAAGUUUGAUGGAAUUUGAGGUUAUAUUUGUAAAUUUGAUAAUUUUUAUCCUUGCUAACCUUGAGGGUAUAUAUAGUUCAUGUUAAAAGUAUAGUCUAGGUUUACUUCAGACGAGCCACUCAAUAUGUGUCCUAUAGAGAUAACCCUAGGCUGUAUCCUUAGACCAUUCAAAUCAAUUUCUCGGACAUACUAGAGAAUAUAGCUUGGAUAUACCCGAGAAAUCAGACACAGAUGUUGCCUUGUUAAGUUUUUUGCCUAUUCUUAGAAAGCAUCUGUGGUAGAUCUAUCAUAAAUAACGAUAGACGUGAUUCUUUUUGAUUUAGGAAUUAUCACAAACAUCAAUUUUGUUGCAUCUAUUCUUUACAUCCCAGCAAACAAAUCUAUCCAAGUAAGAACAUUUUACAAUAAUUCUCAAGUUGAACGACCCCUGCAAGAUCGUUUUAUCGAAAUUUUUGAACAAAAUUAAUUUUUCUUUAAAUAAAAAAUGAUUGAAAAGUAUGAAAAAACUAAAAAAUUUGCUCGGGAACUUGAGGAUGUCAAUGAAUGUCAUAAGGUUGCUCAAAAAAAGGUUUCUUCCUGUUUUCGGACAAGCAAAUGACUUUCUUGAAUCCUUCGAAAAGUACAAAAUAAAGUGCAAAUACAGUUACAAAAAACUAAUAAAUGUAAUAAUGGCAUGAAAUAAAAGAAAAAAAAAAAUAUAAUCUACAUAAUUAUUAGCAGAUUCAGAAUAACAUUAUUUGUUAAAACACAGAUUACUGGACAGAAAUUUUAAGAGACAAAAAAAAAAUUAUGGAAAUUCAUACUAAAAAUGCACUUAAUUUUUUUACCUAAAGUUUCACAAACAUUUAUAUUGUAAAAAAAAGAAAAUCAAGUUUCUUAGGAAAUAAAACAUUGCACAGAACUUCUAACACAGAUUAAAAUCUUUCUUUUUGAGAUCACACAACUAAUAUAAGACAAAAAUAAAAUUGUAUCAAAUAUGCAGUUUAAAGUAUUGACUAUAUUCGAAUGAAUGGAAAAAUGAAGAAAAAUCUAUCUUAUACCUACUUCAAGCUUUAGAGAUUGCAUGGAGAUUUGCUUUUGAAAUCCUAAAAAUUUGAUCAAAUGUUGAAAUGAGUUGAAUUGAAACUUUAUUGAAAUAUAAGUUUGGUUUCUGAUCGAAUUUUGAUUAGGAAACUUAGUUUACACUGGAGGAUAUCUCAAAAAAGUUUAAAAUUUUCAAUUUUUGUGAAUAUGUUGUUUUUAAGAUCACAGAAAUGAGUACAAGGAAUCUUUAUGGGCUCCGAACUCUGUCAAAAGAAGUUGCUCGUAAUAAAAAGUUUAUUGGAUAUUUCAAAAUAUAGAUGAACUGUAGGAAAGAAAUCAUAUAAAUGAAUUCUAAACUCUCAAGAUCUCUUUAAACUGAAUUAACCAAGUUACAAAUCUAAGUCAAAAAAGCUUAUCCAAGAUUUAAAAUUGAAGCUAGAAUUGAGCUUCAUUAAUCUCUAGAUUCAAUGAUAAAUUACAUUUCCAUUAAAGUCCAAAGAACAUUAAGUCUCAAUCAACAUCUUAAGGACAAAAACAAUUAAAUCAUAAAGUUCAAUCAACUUCAAGUAUUAAACAACAAAUGAUUCAUCAUCAAUCAACAAUUGAAUCGUUGGUAAAGAAGUAAAUAACUAUGCAGCCUGAAGCUUGAAUCUAAUCAAAAUUUUUCUCCAUUUCUUUUUUAAGAAAAUAUGUUGUUGUUUUUAGAUUAAUAAUUCUUGAAUUAAUUCGAUAAGUUUAUAAUUUUUUCAAUAUUUGUUGCAACAAAAAAAGAAGGGUUCAUGGGGCGAAUUAUUUUAAAUCUAAUGGUUUCUUUAAAUGUUUUUGUCUAAUAUUGUAGCUUAAAUUUUGUUUAGCCAUUCUUUCUCUAUUCCCCUCCAAAAUCUUGCAACAGUAGAUCUUUAGAAUUAAUUCAAAGAGAGAAUAAAUCUUUUUUUGCUAGGUUUUAAGUCAGUUUCAAUUAUAUGUUAAGAUAUUCAUGAUAAAAAAAGAAAAUAUUAUGAAAUGGUGAUAGACAUGCAAAAACUAUAAAUAUAAAAAGAAUAUAACUAAUUAUUAAAUAAUGAAUUCGACACUCAUUAAAAUAUGAUUAAUAAAAAAUAAUAAUUUCUGUUGUGAUUAUAAAUUGCCUGAUGUUUGAUCACCAUAUUAUUAAUGAUUGACUAUUUACGGAUGAAUGGAAGUUAGUUUAGUUCAGAAUUUUUUUAAAAAUAUUUGUUGAUGAUAAAUCAAAUUUAAAGGCAAAAUUACGAAAAAAAUUUACAUUUUUUUGCUUCACUUUAGCUGAGGAAUCUGAAAAAGCUUUCUGUUUACUCUUAUUUUUAUUAUGGAUAUAAAAGCCAGUGAAAUAGAAAAGCAAGUGAGAAAUUAUAUAAAUUAAAAAUGGAUGAAAAGACGUUUUUUCAAGCCAUUCUCUGGAAAGUGAAGUCUUUUCGGUUCUGUUGAUUGUUUGUUAUUUUCAAUUCAAUGUACCUUAAAGCUUCAUUAAAGCCUUAGUUCAGCAAAAGUUAUUUUAUCAAUUUUGAUUGUUAUUUGAAUUUUUCAAAACCCUACAAAUUAUUUACAAAUUUGUCCAAAACUUUACAAUUCUAUGCUAAAACCUUACAAAUUAUUUAAAUUUCCGUUAAAAUCAAUUGGAACCUUGAAAGUAUCAAUCACUUUCAAUUUUACAAUCCAUGAAUGAACAGACAUGAAUAUUUUAUAGCUCAUAUCAUUAAAUUAAACUUUCCAGAGAAAUACUUGAAAAUUUCUGCAGCAUCCCAGCAAUAAAAGUCAUUAUAACAUCCUUGACUUACCUUCAAGCGAAUAAGGUGUUUUUUUAAAUUAAAUUUAUGGUGCAAAAAUAUGGACAAAAAUAAUAACUUUUAAUCAAUAUUGGCUACGAGUUAAUUUAUGGUUGAGAAAAUAAAUUAAAAAUAAAAAAAAUAAAAUUUAUAAAAUAUGACAAAAGAUUAGCCAGAGAAUUAAUACAAAUGAUAUAAGAUCAUGCAAGAAUCAUUCCAUAAACUACUAACAAAUUUUCAUAUUCUCAACUUUACAUUUUCUUUCCUUCUUUUAACUCUCCUUAGUGGCAUUCAUUAAUGUGUGACAUGCAAGGAAGCAAAUAAAUAAAAAAUUCGUGUAAUUUCUUUUUUAUAAAAUCAAAUCUGAUGAUAAAUUAUGUGCAACGUAUCAAAGAUUAUUAAUAAAAAUGACGAUUUUUUAAAAUGAAAAUAAAUUUUAGGCAAUUAAAAAAGUUUCUAAAUUAUAUAAAGAAAUAUGUUAGGAAUUAUGAUAUAAAACAAUUCGAGUAAAACUUUAUGUCGUAGAAUUUUUUUUUAUUUAAAAUAUUAAGGGGUCCUCAAAUUGAAUAAUCAAAAUUUUCUGGAAAAAUUAAAAUUAUUUAAAUUGAGGAUCACUUGAAAUAAUAUGAAUAUGUAGCUUGACUAGUUUGUAAUGGAAGUGAGGUGAUUUUACAUCCUUAGUUUCAUGCUGCUCGUACCUUUGUUAAGCUUAAAAAAGACAAUUGGAAAAUAUCACGCACAAAAUUUAAAAUUCGACGUACUCAAAAAUUCUAUAAACUAAGCUCUAAAUUCCCAGAAUUUCACAUCACUUCCAUCACAAACAAGCCAAACUUUUUGGAGCGAAAAUCUCAAAUUUUAAUCAAUUUUAACUCAAAUUUUACUUUCGGUUAUAACUUUUUUUUUAUAAAAAAAUGUGUUAAAGAAAUUUUAAUCAGUUGACCAGAACUGACCAUAAUGGGUAAAAUGUGGUCAGACCUCUCUUUGUAUUAUGAGAAAAAAAGUGUUAUGCCUUAGAGAUUCUGACUUUUGAAUGAAAAAAAAAACCUUAUUUCCAUUUAUUAAUUUUUUUCCAUUGUAAAAAACUUAAAUCGGUGAAAAAUUUGAAUUUUAAAGUAGUUGAUAGUAAUACACUAAAUUACAUUGCAUUACAGGAGUUUAUAAUCUUGAAAGAAAAAAAUUUAAAAAAUGAUAGGAUGAAGAAAAUUAAUCGAAGUAUUACUACGAGUUUAAAGAAAAAAUUUAAAAUUAAUGAUAAAAGUUUUUAUUAUUAGAAUCAUAAGUGGACGUAAAAAUGGUUGAACAAAAAAAUAUUGAAAGAUCAUAUACAGCGAUUUAUUUGACUGAAGCUACUAGAAAAGCAUAAGCUUGAAUGAUUUGCAUCACAAUUAUUAAGACAUACUCACUGGAUAGAGUUGGAAAUCGAUUGAAAGAUAAUUUAAAUCUUAACGGCUGAAAAAAAUUGAAUUUAUUUCAUAUUUUAAUAAAGUUACUCACCCCUCUCAAAGUGAGGUUUGAAUUUCAAGUUUCCGUUAUUUUUAAAAAGUUAAAUUUUGAUUUAAUAAUCCUUUAAGUUGAGCUUACAAAGUACAAAAUUCUUGACCACCAACCUCUAUCCUCAAGCAAAUCAUCAAAGAAUGUUAAUUUUCUUUAAAAAAAUUGAUCAAUCGAACAACUCUAAGUUUGAAUUAUGCUCACAAAUGACUUCUUGAGAAUGAACAAUAACAAAAUAUUGCAAAAUGGGGGAACAAAAAAUUGAAGAUCUUCCGUUAAUUUAAAUUUUUGAAUUCGCUUCAUAUUUUCGUUGAAAAACAAUUCAAAUUGCAAAAGAUCGUUACAAAUUUAAACGAGCUUUAAAAUUUGAAUUUGUCUUAACGAAGUUUAGAAGACAAUUUAAAAUUCAAAAAAUGAUUUAAUGUAAACUUAUCACCCAACGACUGCAAACAAAGAAAACUUCAGUUUGAUUCGAAAAAUUCAAACUGAAAUUCGAAAAAUUUCGAACUGUUUCGAACUAUUGAAUUUUUUAAAAAAAUAAAUGAUCGUUAGGGAAUUAAUAAAAAUAUAUUUAUUCUAGUUAUUUUUUGAAGCAAAAUUAUUCCUUUUAUGUACCAAUCGACUUUGAAAUUGUAAUUUUACUCUAAAUUCAACAAAAACUUUUAAUAAUUUAUCAAUUGUAUCUUGACAAUGUUCAAAAUCGACUUCAAUUUGUGCAAUUACUGUAUUAAUGAAUUUCUGGUUAAAGGAAGGAUCAGAACAUAAGAUAAAACAAUUAAGCUGUCUAUAAAUAAAUUCAAGAAUACACAAGAAAUAUUUUUUUUCACAGCAAUAUUCAAUAUUAUGCAGUUUAAGAAAUUCAAUCCACUUAU
This is a messenger RNA of Chironomus riparius, 8395 nucleotides long. The record is from the annotation of a GenBank genome assembly. NCBI's taxonomy places the organism in Eukaryota, Metazoa, Arthropoda, Insecta, Diptera, Chironomidae.